Canis lupus familiaris (dog) is the source of this 3733-nucleotide messenger RNA. RefSeq names its product beta 3-glucosyltransferase (gene B3GLCT). NCBI's taxonomy places the organism in Eukaryota, Metazoa, Chordata, Mammalia, Carnivora, Canidae. The coding region runs from base 1 to 1776 and encodes 591 amino acids. Gene Ontology annotation, molecular function: acetylglucosaminyltransferase activity. Gene Ontology annotation, cellular component: membrane. The record is from RefSeq and is a predicted model, not a curated record. The transcript is spliced from 16 exons.
AUGCCGGCCGCCAGGGGGCGCGGCCGGAGCCGGCGCGGCGGAGCCCGAGGAGGGAGGAGGGAGGAGGGGAGCCGGCGGAGAAGGGUCAGCCGCGGCGGCAGGGGCGGCAGCGGCGCAGCUCCGCUCCCCGAGCGUCUCCGUCCCGGCGCCCCAGGAGGGCGCGCGGCUCCCGCCGCAGGGAUGCUGCCGCCCGCCCGCCGCGGCCGCCGCCUCGCGCUCCCGGCGCUGCUCUCGCUCCUCACCUGCUCGCUGGCUUUUGCUUUGGUUUCUGAAGAUACAAAGAAAGAGGUCAAGCAAUCUAAGAAUUUGGAGAAAAGUGGUGUCUCAAGGAAAAGUGAUAUAGAUUUAAAAGGAAUUGUAUUUGUCAUCCAGAGUCAAAGUAAUUCUUUUCAUGCAAAGAGAGCGGAACAGUUAAAAAAAAGCAUCUUAAAGCAAGCAACAAAUCUCACACAGGAACUCCCUAGAGUCCUCCUUCUUCAUCAGCUGUCUAAGCAGGAAGGUGCAUGGACAAUACUUCCACUGUUACCACACUUUUCUGUAACAUAUAGCAGAAAUUCAUCAUGGAUUUUCUUCUGUGAAGAAGAAACAAGGAUACAAAUUCCAGAACUCUUAGAAACACUCAGAAGAUAUGACCCAUCAAAGGAAUGGUUUUUAGGAAAAGCAUUACAUGAUGAAGAAUCUACAAUAAUUCACCAUUAUGCCUUUUCUGAAAAUCCUACAAUUUUUAAAUAUCCAGACUUUGCUGCUGGCUGGGCCCUUAGUAUUCCACUUGUAAACAAGAGCAAAGGAAUUUUCCAUUUAUGCCGGUGGGCAAGUCUGGCAACCUUCUCCAGGAGAGGCACCCUUGAGUUUGAUCUUGACCAAAGGUUUGCCAGGCUUACCAAGAGGUUAAAGAGUGAAUCCCUGAAAUCCGACUUUACAAUAGACUUAAAACAUGAGAUUGCCCUCUACAUCUGGGACAAAGGCGAUGGGCCUCCCCUCACUCCAGUGCCUGAGUUUUGUACAGAUGCUGUGGACUUCUACUGUGCUACCACCUUCCAUUCUUUUCUACCACUUUGUGGAAAUCCAGUGAAGAAAGAGGAUAUAUUUUUUGCAGUAAAAACGUGCAAGAAAUUUCAUGGUGAUAGAAUUCCCAUUGUAAAGCAGACCUGGGCAGGCCAGGCAAGUCUCAUUGAAUACUACAGUGAUCAUGCAGAAAGUUCCAUUCCUACAGUAGAUCUGGGGAUUCCCAAUACAGAUAGAGGUCACUGUGGAAAGACAUUUGCCAUUUUGGAAAAAUUUUUGAAUCACAGCCAUGACAAAAUAGCAUGGUUGGUCAUCGUGGAUGAUGAUACAUUAAUAAGCAUCUCCAGACUCCAGCACUUGCUUAGCUGUUACGACUCCAGUGAACCGGUGUUUCUGGGAGAGCGGUACGGCUACGGCCUGGGCACUGGCGGCUACAGCUACAUCACGGGAGGAGGAGGAAUGGUCUUCAGCAGAGAAGCAAUUAGGAGACUUCUUGCCAGUAAAUGUCGCUGCUACAGCAAUGAUGCUCCCGACGAUAUGGUCCUAGGCAUGUGCUUUAGCGGGUUGGGAAUCCCUGUGACACACAGCCCUCUCUUCCAUCAGGCUCGGCCCGUGGAUUAUCCUAGGGACUACCUUUCUCACCAGGUUCCCAUAUCCUUUCACAAACACUGGAACAUUGAUCCAGUAAAAGUGUAUUUCACGUGGCUGGCACCCAGUGAGGAAGACAAAGCCAGGCAGGAGACACAGAAGGGCUUUAAGGAAGAGUUAUAAAGCGUGCUAGCCUGGGAGCACAGUUUGGGUCGGAGACUGGCAUCAUCCUGCUGAGCGGUGAGCAUACUGUUGCCACAUGCCACGUGGCAUUGGAAGCCUUUUGACUUUAGGUUGAAAUUACAUAUACGGUAUUUUUUGAGGCGGGGGGGGCAGGGAACAGAGUCAUAGGGAAAACCCUGGGAUUUUUUUUUUCUGGGGGAAAAAGCAUUUGCUUUUUGCAUUAUGCAGUUAUUGUUAAUAUACAAUGAUUGUGUAUUUUUUCAAGUUGUGGUAUAGCAGCUUUAUUACUGUCACAGAAAAAUAAAUGGUACCAGAAGUCUCCCUCCUAUUUUCUCUCUUCAUUAUAAAGUGUCAGAUGGGUAUGAGACUGGAAAGACAUGACUGUAUUUAUAUAUGUGCUAGAUACAUAUAUGUGUGUGUGUAUAUAUAUAUAGUACAUAUAGAAUAUAUACUUUAUACAUAUAGUAUAUAUUCUAUACUUUAGAUAGAAGAGGCAACAUCUGUUGACAUGGAUAUUGCCAUGGUGUAAACUUUUUGACUGUAUUAUUGAUGAUUAAAAUUAUUUUCUGGUUAUUCAAUAGGAAUAAUGCUGUAGUAAAUAUCAUUCAUAAAACAUCAUAAAAGUCUAGAUAUGAAGUCCCCCAUAGUCUGUAAUCAAGGUUGUUAUGUUUUAUCUAUUUUUCUGUUUUUGCCUCAUAAAAAGAGAAUAAGAAGUCUUCUGUUAGAACUUUCUAUUUCUUUAGAGGUUUAUCUGUGUUCUAUUUCUCCCCGAAGCCCUAUCUUUAUGACCUCCUUGUAACACAAAAGUGUACUGGAUGCUGCCAGAAAAUAGUGUUUUCAAUAUUUAAAGACAAUGUUGUCAUGCUUUAUUCAAGUUAGUGAGCUCUGUGUAAGUCUCAGGAAGUGAAUUAAAUUAAUUUGUACCUGAUGUUUUACUCUUAUUUUUCCUUGAAUGUUACUUAAUGACUCCCUGCUGGCUCAUAAUAGACCCUCCAGUGUACCAUGAAACCCUCGUGGAAAGACAGCAUGGUGAUUUGGCAAUUAAUUACCCUGGUUCUUACAGAAUGAGAUUUGAACACAGUAUUUUUUAUUUUCAAAUCAUAUCUUUAAUAUAUAGUAAUUUAACACAUUAUUAAUUUGUAAAAAGUACUCUGAUGUUUUAAUUAUAGAAUUCAGUUUUUCUAAGAGUGUUUGCAUAAAAUUUGAUUUUCGUAGGUCUUAAACUAGUUUUGGUCUAGUAAAAUACUUUCCUUUUUUUAAAAAAAUAAAAAUUGCUAUUCGUUAACUUUGCUUAUAAGGCUCAUAAUUAUAGUGAAGUGCAGGGUUUUAAAGCCAUACCAUCAAAAGUACCUAUGUGUGUUUUUUUUAACAAUAUUUUUUUCUUAUAGCUUAGACUGGACUCAUUUCCAAAAUGAUGCAAUAGUAUUUUUACCAUUGUUCCAAAUUAGCAAAUACCAGGACUGGUGUGUUUUCAGUGGUACCUGAAUGCACUGGAUUUGUUUCUGUGAAAGUGGAUUUUUGUGGCCUGUGCAAGGAAUGGAUCGGAGACGAUGAACUGGAUGUGAAGCACCCUAAGGAUUUAUAGAUCUAUCAAACUAUUGGUGGUGACAUCAGCAUUGUUGUCAUAGCUGGGCUGGUUGUCAUGGCUACUGUUGCAGAGGCCUCCGUGUCACCUGUGAUAAUACUCCUGGAGGGCCUAGCUGCCUGAUCCAGUGGAGAAGAGGCUUUGGUUCUUCCUGCUCCUGCUCCCACUUGUCACAUUCAGGAUACAGCAUAUUCGUUUGACAGGACUGAACCAGCAUCUGUAUGUGAAGAUCCAUGUCAAGCUUUCUUAUGAUCAGUGCCUUCUACUGAUACCGGAGCACCUCCUCUGGUACUUGUUGGUGUUUUGUUAAUUAUGUUUAGUUUCUGGAACUAUGUAAGCCUAACCACAAAUAAAAGGUCUUUGCCUAAGUUA